Molecule: messenger RNA, 2919 nt
Organism: Cordyceps militaris CM01
Lineage: Eukaryota; Fungi; Ascomycota; Sordariomycetes; Hypocreales; Cordycipitaceae
Product: serine/threonine protein kinase, putative
Exons: 3
Coding region: 1-2919 (972 amino acids)
Biological process (GO): actin cortical patch assembly; actin filament organization; protein autophosphorylation
Cellular component (GO): cytoplasm
Molecular function (GO): protein serine/threonine kinase activity; ATP binding
Source: RefSeq, a predicted model, not a curated record
AUGACUUCCUACGGCCACCAGGUGCCCCCGCGCCACGCUCCUCCGUCGCAGCAGGGCUACGCCGUGCAUCCUGCCAGUGGCAAUGCCGGCCUGCCGGGCCACGGCCACGGCCACCGUCCCGGAGGCGGCGCUCCCCCGGGCACGUUUACGUCGGGCACCAAGAUCCAGGUUGGCAGCCACCGCGUCGUGAUCCAAAAGUACCUUUCCGAGGGCGGUUUCGCCCACGUGUACCUGGUGCGGCUGCCCGCGCCCGUCGAUGGCACCGACCUCGCCGUCCUCAAGCGUGUCGCCGUCCCCGACAAGGAGAGCCUGCGCGCCAUGCGCACCGAGGUCGAGACCAUGAAGCGCCUCAAGGGCCACCGCCCCAUUGUCGCCUACAUGGACUCGCACGCCUCGGAGCUGCGCGGCGGCGGCUACGAGGUCUUUUUACUCAUGGAGUAUUGCGACGGCGGCGGCCUCAUUGACUUUAUGAAUACGCGCCUGCAGCACCGCCUUACCGAACCUGAGAUUCUCAACAUCUUUGCUGACAUUGCCGAGGGCGUCGCCUGCAUGCACUACCUCAAGCCCGCGCUGCUGCACCGCGACAUCAAGGUCGAAAACGUCCUCAUCACCACGCGCUCCGGCGGCCGCCGCUUUAUGCUCUGCGAUUUCGGCUCCGCGGCCCCGCCGAGACCGGCACCUUCGUCGGUUGUCGAGUGUCGCUUGAUGGACGAGGAUGUGCAGAAACAUACGACCCUCCAAUAUAGAAGUCCCGAAAUGGUCGACGUCUACCGAAAACAGCCCCUCAACGAAAAGGCCGAUAUUUGGGCCCUCGGCGUCUUCUUGUACAAGCUCUGCUAUUAUACCACCCCGUUUGAAGACCAGGGGCAGCUUGCAAUCCUGAACGCGAGCUACAAAUUCCCCAGCCAUCCCAAUUUUUCUGAAAAAAUCAAGAGACUUAUCGCAUCCAUGCUCCGAGAGGACCUGAAUGCUCGACCGAAUAUAUACCAGGUGGUGGCCGAGGCUUGUGCCAUGCAAGGCCGCAAGAUUCCGAUUCCCGAUAUCUAUUCGGGGCGUUCCGGGUCAGAAUCACCGUCUAAAACGAAGGGCGAAGCGUACCGAGAAGCACCGAAACCAGUAGUUGGUGUGUCGUUAUCUGCCCCAGUUCAAAGUCAGGAAAAGCUACCAGAUAUUACACCUAUGCGGCGUGGUCGACCAACGCCAUCGCCGGCACAAUCUCAGCCGCCUGCGGUCAGCGGCGCCUCAAAUCGUGUGAAAGACGAUGACCCAUUCGCCGCGCUGGAUGGGAACGCGAGCGCGAGCGCGAAGCCGUCUGUAUCUGACGACAUUUCAGAGCGAUUUCCUAGCCUGGAUCAGUUUUCACUGCUUCAUCACAAGGGCAACAAGUUCGAUUUUGACCCCAAGAGCCCAACAACGCCGAAACCAAGUGUGGCUCCCAAGAUCAACAUGGCCGACAAGCUAGCAGACUCGGCCUUUGCGGCAUCCAGACAAGCUGCCCCUGCCACUGUGCCAUUGGAGCGCCCCCACUCUGUUACACCUGUUGUGAGCAGGCCAUCUGUUGCGCCACCAGCGAUAGCGAUAGCCCCGGCAGCCAUUAAGCCGUCGACAUCUCAGCCAGUCAAUAUCCGGCCUGUCUCUAUUCAACCACUCCCAGCUUCGAUCACUGCAUCCCGUUAUGUAUCAACCGGCACGAUGACAUUUGACCCCGCCUCUGAGAGGGAACAGAAACAAAUGGCGGCGCCGGCUCAACUUAUACAGCAAAAACCCAUCAUGCGAUCCUCCUCCGUUUCUGUUCGUCCGACACCUCCUGCCUCUUCGGUCCAAACUACCAGAUUACAAGCUCGUCCAACCACGCCCGAAACUCCAAAGUUCGAGAACGUGCGCGGCUACUCAGAUUUCAAUGCGAGCCGACCCCGACCUGUUAGCACCAACUUUGACAGUCGGAAGCACUCUUUGCCAGAUCACAGCAAAAAAUCUACGCAAAAUCCUGAACCGCCGUUGGGUGAUGGUUACGAUCAGUUGCAAAACCAAACCCGCACUCCUACUGAAUUUGGCCAAAGAAAUGAUCGCGUCGUGGCUAACGAUUACAACGCCCGACCGGAUCACAAGCUUCGAGACGCCGUUUUAGAAACUGCUUUCAGCAAAUUUGAGCAGCCACCGAGUACUGUUGGUGAUAAGAAGCAGCCAGCGCAAACCUGGACGCCAUCAAGCGAUUCGACCAUCCCCGGUGUCAAGGGCUACGAGAGCAGUGGUGAUGAAGGCGAGGAAGAGUUGACGCCAGAAAUGCGCCGUGAGCGUGAGCGUCUACAGCUAGAGGAAGAAGAGCAGAGAGUGGCCGCUGCGCAGUCUGAAUACCGGCAGCGACUGGCCGGCGCAGCGCAGGGAAAGAAGCCCGUACCCGGGCCUAAGCCUAGCAGUAUACAGGACAGGGUGCAGGCUUACAUGGCAGAGGAACAGACGCAGAACAGUGUGCCGCGAACGGCUGAAGGCUAUGGCAAGUACGCAGAUGCUGCCGCGGCUGCUAGUAAACUCAAGCCGCAGAUCAAACGAAAGCCGGUGCUUGAUGGCGUCGCCCGUUCAAGUACCAUGCCGCAGGCAGCUACGCCGGCGCCGAGAACGGAUAUUACGCCAGUUGCAAGCGCGCCAUCCCUUACAGGUCUUAACAAACCGACGCCUCGGCCGCCGCCCAAGAAGCCAGAGCACCUGAACAACAUCCCCACAGGCUCCGUCACACGCGACCGGUCGCUGUCGCCUGUAAAGAACAGAUUGCGGAACCAGCCGGAGCAGCUGGUUGCGGAAGACUUGCCUGGACAGCCGGCCUUGCCGUGGUCUACCCAGGACAAGGAGGAUUACAUAGACGAUUUCUCAAAUCGAUUCCCUAGCCUUAGCGCCAUUGAAGGAGGUGGCGGCCGCAGAUAG